AUGCAAAUUCUUGGCUCUGUAAAUGUUACUGAUCUCAUCUCAGUAUUUAAGCCAUUUGAUCUUCAAGGCCUGAAACGGAGAAUUUUUAAGAUCUUUUGGAGAUUAUAUGCGUUUUAUGAAAACAUUAUCAAGGAGAGAUUGGAAGAAAGGAAAAUCAGAAUCGGCAAUAUUGGGAAGGAAAGAUUGGACUUGUUAGAUGUGUUAUUGGAUUAUAGAAGUGACAGAGAUGAUGAAUUAAAAAGCUUAUCAAGAAAGAACAUUAAAGGCAUGCUUGCGGAAAUGUUCACAGGCACAGAGACUACCUCAAGCACUUUUGAGUGGGGUAUGGCAGAGAUCCAAAGAAAACCUGAUGCAUACAAGAAAAUAGUUAUGGAGUUGGACCAAGUAGUUGGGAAGGAUCGCACGAAUGAGGCGUGUGAGGUUUCCAGUUACCAUAUUCCUAAGGGCUGCAUAGUGUUGGUGAAUGGUUGGGGGAUGGCUAGGGAUCCCAGUGUUUGGGAAGACCCUUGUGAGUUUAAACCCGAAAGGUUUCUUGGGUCAAGCAUUGAUGUGAAAGGCCAUGAUUUUAACCUCAUUCCUUUUGGGAGUGGAAAAAGAUCUUGCAUCGGAUUGCCCCUUGUCCAUCGCAUGGGGCACUUUUACUUAGCAGCCCUGCUUCAUGCUUUUGAAUGGGAAUUCCCUGCCGACAUUUUGGACAUUGUAGAAGAGAGAAUGGGGCUUGCAAUUCAAAAAGGAAAGACUCUCACUGGCAUUCCUAAACCUAGAUUGUCAGAUUCUGCUUACCUCCACUGA
Molecule: messenger RNA, 792 nt
Organism: Prunus armeniaca (apricot)
Lineage: Eukaryota; Viridiplantae; Streptophyta; Magnoliopsida; Rosales; Rosaceae
Source: the annotation of a GenBank genome assembly